This is a messenger RNA of Uncinocarpus reesii 1704, 825 nucleotides long. RefSeq lists its product as uncharacterized. Bases 1 to 825 code for a protein of 274 amino acids. NCBI's taxonomy places the organism in Eukaryota, Fungi, Ascomycota, Eurotiomycetes, Onygenales, Onygenaceae. Gene Ontology annotation, biological process: tRNA modification. The record is from RefSeq and is a predicted model, not a curated record. Gene Ontology annotation, molecular function: RNA binding. The transcript has 6 exons.
AUGAGCGAAGUCGCAGGGCAGAAAAGAGCAGCACCCGAUGAGCAUUCGGACAGGAAACAAAAGCGCAAGAAGCAGUGGCGGACACCUGGCCCAAAGCUGAAUGUAAAACGGACCAUUGAGAGCGGUGACUCUGGAAUAUUUGUUACAUGUGACAGGGGUAGAGAAGGCAAGUGUACUGCUGAGAUACUGGAUUUGCUGUCUCAAGAAGUGCCCAAUGCUGCUCCGAAUGAGUCAGAAGAGAAUGAUUCCGCUGCAGCAGGAAGCGAGGACGACAUCGAAGCGCAAAUCCGAAAGGAAGUUGAAUGCAUGAAGCCAACAAAAAAGUCCCGCGCACUCUUCGAGGCUGUGAGGCUGGACAUUCCGUGUGUGCUGUUCAUCAGAAUGGAUAAAACCCUAGAUCCAGUGGACCUCGUCCAUCGAAUAUGCAUGGACGCCCAUGCCAAUCCUGAGAAGAAGCGAAGUCGAUAUGUCAAACGAUUAACGCCAAUCACAUCAAUACGGAAGCUUCGUAGUGGUGGGCUCGAAGAGCUUGCUGGCGAGGUACUGGAGCCACAUUUUCACACCGGUUCUUCGAAGAAGUAUGCGAUUCGACCAAGCGUGCGAAAUAACCACGAAUGGCCAAGAGAUACCGUCAUCCAGCUUGUUGCCCGUGCCGUGGGCCAAGGCCAUACAGUCGACCUGAAAAACUAUGAUGUGCUGAUUCUGGUGGAAGUCAUGCAGUGUGUAGAAAUACUGCGGUGUGCGCUGGGGAGUUUUGUUGGUGACCAGCAUGCACUCGACUCCAGCGCUGCCGUGGGGGUCGGCGUCAGCAUCGAUCCACGAUGA